Python bivittatus (Burmese python) is the source of this 1006-nucleotide messenger RNA. The record is from RefSeq and is a predicted model, not a curated record. NCBI's taxonomy places the organism in Eukaryota, Metazoa, Chordata, Lepidosauria, Squamata, Pythonidae.
UUUGCCUUUGCUUCCCACUUUGGUAGGGUGAGCGGCCGGCUGAGAAUGGGGGAGGCAGCGCCCCCGCCCCCGCCCCCACCACCAUCGGUUGCCGCGGGGAACUUGUUCUCGCUCCGGUAGCCACCUCUCCUUUCUGCAGUGACUUUGCCUGGAAGGUGCGCCAGCUCUAAUCUCGCUGUCCUCGAUGAGUGCCUAAAGCUUUCGUGGGCUCAUCCCGAUUCUACCAGCCCGAGUUCAGCUCGGGAGAUGACUGCUUUCUGCAAGACUCCUGGAUUGCGUGCAUAUUGUUCUUUCGUUCUUUCUUUCUGUCUCUCUCCUCCCGCGCGACUGACGCCACAUCUCCUUCGCAGCGGGAAAAGAGACGCGCGAAGCUUUCUGCCGACCGCCCGAUCAUUUGGAUCUAACUUUGUGUGUGUGAGGAGCGGGUCGUUUUCGUUUGCUUGGUGGUGAAGAAAGAAGUCGGAGCUCCCCUCGACCUUGCAUUUUGGUGCCGCUGUUUCUACGGCUGUAUGUCUGUGUUGUUUUUUUGAAUGGCUGCACCAUGGCUACCGCAACGCUGGUUUGCAGGGUGCAGUUUCUGGACGACACCGAUCCUUUCAAUAGUACCAAUUUUCCCGAGCCCACUCGGCCGCCCCUCUACUCUUUCAGGGAGGACAUCCCCCUGGCCACCCAACUGGCCGGGGUCCACCGCCUGCUCAAAGCCCCGCAAAAGCUUGAUGACUGUGCACUGCAGCUGUCUCACAAUGGUACCUACUUGGAUUUAGAGUCUACCCUAGCUGAGCAAAAGGAUGACUUGGAAGGUUUCCAGGGAGAAUCUGGUAGGGGCAAAAAACACAGUAUAAUUCUGAGAACCCAACUUUCAGUCCGAGUCCAUGCCUGCAUUGAAUGAGCAUUGAAGAAGGACGUGGCCAGUGGUUUCUACUUCUCCGGAAUCACAGGGACAGAGCCUUUCGACUAAUUUUUGUAUUUGCCAUCCAGAACAGCUGAGUGGAGCGCAUGGCAUCGU